Messenger RNA from Fusarium keratoplasticum, 834 nucleotides. RefSeq lists its product as uncharacterized. The coding region runs from base 1 to 834 and encodes 277 amino acids. NCBI's taxonomy places the organism in Eukaryota, Fungi, Ascomycota, Sordariomycetes, Hypocreales, Nectriaceae. The record is from RefSeq and is a predicted model, not a curated record. The transcript has a single exon.
AUGCGCUUCUCAACUACUGUAGGCCUUCUUGUAGGCCAGGCAAUAUCUACUGCUGCCACCGGCAUUCUACUCCCCCUCUAUGUCUAUCCUUCCCAAGAGGCAGGAGACGGUGCUGUCAACUGGAAUCCUGUAUUGGACGCCAUAUCAUCCAAUACCAACAUCCCGUGGUUGGUCGUUGUCGAUCCGUUGAACGGGCCCGGCGCUUCUGGCAAGCCCGGCAACGGCGACGUCAACUACAUUGACGGCACAUCUAAGCUCAACAGCUACUCCAACGUCAAGACCAUCGGCUAUGUUCGUACCGACUACGGCCAGGCGCCUCUCGGCGAGCUCAAGGCCAACAUCACCACCUGGAGCAACUGGGGAGCAUACGCUGCUGCCGAUGUUGGCGUGGACGGCAUCUUCUUUGACGAGAGCACCGCCGACUUUGACUACCUCAACGAGGCCAUCACCUUUGCUCGUAAUGCCUUCAGCAAUAGCAUUACGACUAUUUGCAACUUUGGAAGCAGAGCAGAGCCCGAGUACUAUAGUAUCUGCGACGUCGUAAUCGCCUUCGAGAGCUGCCUCAACUGCGCCGAUGGCCCGCCGUACGAGAGCCAAAGGACUCUGAGCAACAACAUUCCUUCUGGUUAUGAGUCAAAGGCUGCCGUAAUUUUGAACCGGUUCACAGGCACCUCUGCUUAUGGCAAGGAAGCCGAUCGAGGGCUGGUGACUGAGUACGUCAAGGCCAUGAAAGAGAGUAGUCUUGGCUGGUACUACUUUACAUCGGCUAACUACAAUACUAUUGAUGCUGAACCGGCAACCGUGGGAGCCAAUGCGGAUGCACUGGGUGCUUAA